AUGGCUCCGGGUGAGCUGUGCUGCGACAACCGCAUAUGUGGUGGCAAGUCGAGCAGCGGAUCGAUGACAGCCACGAGUUCCUCUUCAUCAGAAUCAAUAACCACCUCGAGAACUUCGACGACGACCGCAGCUUCUGGCACACGCACAGCGACCGGCUCCGAUACGACAGACGAUUCGACCUUGGCCACCGACGACAUUCUGAGCAUCAUCCAAACCGCUGUCCCUGCCGCGGCACAGAGCGACUCUGCCUCUGCGUGUUUCCUAUCGGCCGAUCACGAUUCUGUAUAUACCACACCUGACUGGUACGUCGGUCUUCCAAGCCAGGCACAGAGCUACUUUUCCUCUGUGCAUGCCGCAUCCGCGUCCGACGGGUCCUGUACCGCUGAUGCCGCCUCAGGCGGAAGUGGUCACGGCAGCUCUCUUUCAACGGGUGCAAUUGUGGGAGCAGUCAUCGGUUCGAUUACUGGCGCGUUGAUCCUCGCCGGCCUAGCGUUCUUCGCCUUGAGAGCUGGGUGGUUCGCGGCAUGUUGUGGAGGAGCAACUGGGGCGGCGGCUGCGAGAGAGGAUGGCUCUGAGGAAAAAGCUGAAAGAAUGGGCAACACCCCCAUACCACCGUCCGUAUCGGGCGGGCCUGAGAUGAGCGGUGGUGGACUAGGAUGGGGAAGCAUGUCUGGCGGUAGCUACACAAGAGCAUCUGGCAUGUCGGAACGCGCUUCAACAAGACAUGCUAGAUUCUCGGUUCCAGUUGGGAGCCGGUUGAGGGACGACGAGGGUUCAAAGCGAGUAUCACGAACCAAGCACAAGAACGGUAUCAUCAGUGAGCAGUACAGGUCUACCGCCUCUGGAACACACUCCGUCGCCUCCAUCACCUGUUUGGUCGAAGGGGUGAUAUAA
This is a messenger RNA of Clonostachys rhizophaga, 894 nucleotides long. NCBI's taxonomy places the organism in Eukaryota, Fungi, Ascomycota, Sordariomycetes, Hypocreales, Bionectriaceae. The record is from the annotation of a GenBank genome assembly.